Molecule: messenger RNA, 440 nt
Organism: Daphnia magna
Lineage: Eukaryota; Metazoa; Arthropoda; Branchiopoda; Diplostraca; Daphniidae
Exons: 5
Coding region: 48-392 (114 amino acids)
Source: RefSeq, a predicted model, not a curated record
UUAAUUUUUUUUUUGUGUCAGUUAAUUGCUACGUAUCUUGGGCUGUCAUGGGUUUUCAUUAUAUUGUUGUGCCCCGGGUUGCAAAAACGAAUAACAUUAGAGUUUGUAAUGCACAUUUUGUUCUAGAAAAACCUUUUUACUACACUGGAGAAACACACCCAGACUGGGCCCCAUCCCUGAAUCUUGACAAAGUGUAUGUUAACGCUAAGUCAGCCAUGGAUAGAGAGUCAAGAAGAGUAAUUUUAAAUGUUCAAAGAGCAUUUCAAGAAAUGGUACAAGAGCCCGAACAAGUGCCAAUUGAAAAUGUGCACCUUAAUGAGGAAGUGGUUUAUAUUUCAUUAACUGAAGGUCAUGAAGAACUUUUCCCUCCACUGUGUACUGAAGCUGAAUAAUAAUUAUAUAAUUUGACCGUCACUAGUAAUAGAAGAGUCUUGAUCAGA